AUUAGUUAAUUCUCACUUAAUUUUUCCUUGCUCUCUUUCCUUGUCUGCACUUACUUAAGGUUUACUAUUGGAAGUGAGUGUAUUACUUUUAUUGACUUACCAUUGAUCCACUCCCAGAAAAUUCUGUUGAUCAGAAUAGUGUAAUUCAAGUAGUAUUGUUAAGCGCAAUAGAUGGAAAAGUAAAAGGAAGUUAUUAAAUCCAUGGAAAAGCCGGGGCAGAGCACAGCACCAGACCUUCCAUCAGCUGAAAUGCAUUGUGUUGGAAAACAGGCAUGCAAAUAUUCAAGAAAGGAAGUAAUAUUCAUUUGUGCUAUUUUUUUUUUCUCUAUGUAUCUUUGCAAACAAUACGGAUGGACAUCAAUAUGGGAACAAUUUAACACCCCUCACAAAGAAAUGACAGUUGAUGAAGUCAUACUGUCAUUAGCAUGGGCUCCCUCAACCUCCAACUUCACCUCUUUCAAUAACUCUUCCAGUGCUGAGCACAGUCUGGUCAGACUAGAGCAGCCCAGGGCUCACUACUGUGUGGGGGAUACAUUGAAUGUGCUGGUGGAGAUGAGGAACUAUGCAGGCCAUCCAAAAGCCUAUGGCGGUGAUUUCAUCCUGGCCCGGAUCUACUCUCCAAACCUCAAGGCAGGUGCAUCGGGAGAUGUCACUGACUUCUUCAAUGGCUCCUACCGCGUGCGUUUCCGCUUGUUUUGGCCCGGAGAGGUGCAAGUCUCUGUUCGGCUGAUCCACUCAUCUGAGUCAGUUAAGAUCCUCCAGAGAGACUGGAUGCAUGACUACAGUAAGGCCAUGCACAUGGGAACCUUCAUCAGUGGGGGAAAAAAGGAGACGUCUAAGUGUGCCCUCCGGCUGAGCUCAGACAGACCCCUUUGUGAGUACAGGAAGAAGGAAGAUGGAGAAUAUUAUGCCUGCUACCAGCCCAAGACCCUUCCCUGCAACUCACUGACCACCACAAAGUCCUACGUGUCCCCAGGUCCUAGUCUUACAAAGGAGGAAGCUCAGCUGUUAGCCAAGAAAAACACUGGAAUACAAAUAAGAAACAUAUUCAAGCCUCUUACGGUCCUUGGUUGUACUGGUGCACACAGACCAACUGAGAAGUGUGUAACAGGAAUGAAUUCCCCUUUUCCUGGGGGAUUUUGUCAUUUAAACCAGUGGUCUUCUUCCUUCUGUCAGACACUCCCCUUCCUCAGUGAAGAUGCCAUUACCAAAUGUUUAAAGGGAAAGACCCUCUACAUAUUGGGUGACUCCACUGUACGCCAGUGGAUUGAGUAUUUGGGAAGAAAGCUGAAAGGCCUGAAAUUAAUAAAAAAUGGGGCUGAGUCAAGAGUGGCUUUUGAUGCCCAUAGCAACAUCACUGUCCGAUGGGUAAGGCAUUAUCAUCCUUGGGUUGGCUCUCGCUCUGUCACCAUAAAGGGAACAGUCACCAUUCCGGAAGUACUGGACAGCAUCGCAGUUGACGGUGGGAUGGAAGAUGUUCAAGUGGUCAUUGGAAUUGGCCAGCAUUUCCGAUUAUAUCCCCCAGAACUUUUCAUCAGAAGGCUACAAAAUAUCCGCUGGGCAAUUCUGCGGCUACUCGCCCGCAGCCCCAAGGCAAGUGUUAUUAUAAAGCUGGAGAACAUCAGGGAAUUAGACUCAAUGAUGACCCACCUGUACAGUAACUGGUAUGGCUACAUGCAGAACCAGGCUCAGAGGAAGGUGUUUGCGGACAUGAAAGUGGCUAUAGUAGAUGCCUGGGACAUGACUGUGGCCGCCAACAGUUUUGCAGUUCACCCCGAUGCAGUCAUUGUUUCUAAUGAGCUGGCUGUGGCCCUGUCAUUCUUCUGUCAUUAGGCAUCGGUUCUCUCUGAAUGGUUACUCUGUAAUUGUAUGUAUUCGGGAACUUUUUUAAUGAAUUGCAUUUGGAGCUGAAUUGAUAAUAUGAGAAUAUAAAAAUAUGAACCCUGUGAUCUGGCAGCUGGAAAUGAAUACAGGUGUAAAAAUUCACAUUUAUUGAGCAAAGCUAUACAAUGAGUUUUUGCCCCUGCCUGUGUGCCAAUAAGUAUAUAUUAUGAUUUCAGGAUUGGAUUAGUCAGUUGUCAGUUGGAUUGGUCCGUUAUGCCACAUGUUAUGGGGAUGCUUCUCUUCAAAGUGCUGCUACCCAUCCUCCCUUUUCCCUUUCCUUCUUUGGAUUUUCUUUUGGACAAUAUUACAGUUAUGCCAGUGUAAAAGGCUGAGGGUGAUCUUUCUAGUUAUUCUUUUAGUUACAAUAUAAAUUCUUGUUUGUCCAUUGCCUGUUUCUGGAUUGUGUUUUGGAUCUGCUCCUGUUAAUAAACCUGCCUUUCAUGUA
Conger conger (European conger) is the source of this 2329-nucleotide messenger RNA. Its product is annotated as NXPE family member 4-like. The transcript is spliced from 6 exons. Bases 202 to 1833 code for a protein of 543 amino acids. The record is from RefSeq and is a predicted model, not a curated record. Lineage: Eukaryota; Metazoa; Chordata; Actinopteri; Anguilliformes; Congridae.